Molecule: messenger RNA, 3119 nt
Organism: Jaculus jaculus (lesser Egyptian jerboa)
Lineage: Eukaryota; Metazoa; Chordata; Mammalia; Rodentia; Dipodidae
Gene: Ankrd13b
Product: ankyrin repeat domain 13B
Exons: 15
Coding region: 43-2160 (705 amino acids)
Cellular component (GO): cytoplasm
Molecular function (GO): protein binding
Source: RefSeq, a predicted model, not a curated record
GUCGCGGGCCGGGCGCCCCGGCCCCGGCAUGAAGAGCGGGCGAUGAUCCCCGCCAACGCCUCCAGCAGGAAGGGGCCCGAGGGCAAGUACCCGCUGCACUACCUGGUGUGGCACAACCGCCACCGCGAGCUGGAGAAAGAGGUCCGCGCCGGCCAGGUGGACAUAGAGCAGCUGGAUCCCCGCGGUCGGACUCCUCUGCACCUGGCCACCACGCUGGGACACCUGGAGUGUGCCCGUGUGCUCCUUGCACACGGUGCCGAUGUGGGUAGGGAGAAUCGCAGUGGCUGGACAGUGCUGCAGGAGGCUGUGAGUACCCGGGAUCUGGAGCUAGUGCAGCUGGUGCUGCGGUACCGGGACUACCAGCGCGUGGUGAAGCGGCUGGCGGGCAUCCCCGUGCUCCUGGAGAAGCUACGCAAGGCCCAGGACUUCUACGUGGAGAUGAAGUGGGAGUUCACUAGCUGGGUACCCCUGGUGUCCAAGAUCUGCCCUAGUGACACGUACAAAGUGUGGAAGAGUGGCCAGAACCUGAGGGUAGACACCACACUGCUGGGCUUUGACCACAUGACCUGGCAACGAGGGAACCGAAGCUUUGUCUUCAGGGGUCAAGAUACGAGUGCUGUGGUCAUGGAGAUUGACCAUGACCGCCGGGUGGUGUACACAGAGACCCUGGCACUGGCCGGGCAGGACCGGGAGCUGUUGCUUGCAGCGGCCCAGCCCACCGAGGAGCAGGUGCUGAGCCGGCUCACUGCGCCUGUGGUCACCACGCAACUUGACACCAAGAACAUCUCCUUUGAGAGGAACAAGACUGGCAUCCUGGGUUGGCGAAGUGAGAAGACGGAGAUGGUGAAUGGAUAUGAAGCCAAGGUAUAUGGGGCAUCCAAUGUGGAGCUUAUCACCCGGACCCGGACAGAGCAUCUUUCAGAACAGCACAAGGGCAAGGUCAAAGGCUGUAAGACGCCUCUGCAGUCUUUUCUGGGCAUCGCUGAGCAGCACGGGGGCCCCCAGAAUGGGACUCUGAUCACUCAGACCCUGAGCCAAGCCAACCCCACUGCCAUCACUGCAGAAGAAUACUUCAACCCUAACUUUGAGCUUGGCAACCGGGACAUGGGGCGUCCCAUGGAACUGACCACCAAGACACAGAAGUUCAAGGCCAAGCUGUGGCUGUGUGAGGAGCAUCCCCUGUCCCUGUGUGAGCAGGUGGCCCCCAUCAUUGACCUCAUGGCUGUCAGCAAUGCACUUUUUGCCAAGCUCCGGGACUUCAUCACACUGCGCCUGCCCCCUGGCUUCCCUGUCAAGAUCGAAAUCCCCAUCUUUCACAUCCUCAAUGCUCGCAUCACCUUUGGGAACCUCAAUGGCUGUGACGAGCCAGUGCCAUCUGUACGAGGCAGCCCCAGCAGCGAGACCCCUUCCCCAGGCAGUGACUCCUCCAGCGUCAGCAGCUCUAGUUCCACGACCUCGUGUCGUGGCUGUGAGAUUUCCCCAGCGUUGUUCGAGGCCCCACGUGGCUACAGCGUGUUGGGUGGCCAGCGAGAGGCAGUGAACCGUGAUGACGACGAUGACCUGCUGCAGUUUGCCAUUCAGCAGAGCCUGCUUGAAGCGGGCAGUGAGUAUGACCAGGUCACAAUCUGGGAGGCGCUAACCAACAGCAAACCAGGCACUCACCCCAUGUCCUACGAGAGUCGUCGACAGGACAGGUGUGCCAGGUGUGCGGGCAGCGGGGAGCGCUCGACAAAUCCUCCCCGCCCCCAGGAGCGCCCCGCCCACGCCGCAGCGUCAACCGGCACCCCCGGCCCCGGCCCCCGGCCCCCGUCCCAGCCCGGGCUCGCGCCCGCGCCCCAGCGGCCACGUGUUCCGGAGCUACGACGAGCAGCUGCGGCUGGCCAUGGAGCUGUCUGCGCAGGAGCAGGAGGAGCGGCGGCGGCGCGCGCGCCUGGAGGAGGAGGAGCUGGAGCGCAUCCUGCGGCUCUCCAUAACCGAACAGUAGCGCCCCCUGCCGGGGCCCUCGCCCGCCCCUGGCACCACGGGCCCGGGGACCCGAGCGACAUCCGAGCCGGCCCGCGCACCUGCCGUGCUGCGGCUGCAAUCUGGAGCCAUUGCUGCGGGGGUAUGGCGGUGCAUCGGGCAAGAGACAGGGAGGAGUUUCACACGGGCACCCGGUAAUUUUCCAGGCCAGAGCCCUGAAGGCAAGGGCGGUCACCCGAAUUUGCUGUUUGGUGACUCCCCUAAUCCAUUUCUCUGGGCUUUGACAUGUCCGAAGGCGGAGCUAGGCGGUACUGAAAAGGAAGUGAACCUUUAGAGGAGCACUGUCCCCAUCCGUUGCUCCUCCUGGCUGGUCCUUUCUGCUCACUGACCCCACUCCAGGACACUGCCCCUGAAGCCUUUGCAUCUCUGCUCUUCACCCUGGGAGGCAGCUGAGCUCCCUGUGUGCUGUGUCGCUGCUUUGUCCCAGACACAAACCAGCACAUCACGAGCCCGGCCCCUCCCCCACCCCGGCAUUUCAGCGUCAAGUGCACUUAGCGGGGUGCCCGGCUUUCCCAGACUCCCACCUGUCCUGGGUCUCAGGGUGGUCCCAGCUUCUCCUUAGGCAGCCAGAAGUUGGAGACCCCAUCCCUAAGGCACACUUUUUUUUUGUGAUCAGGGAGUGUGUUCAAUGUGGCACCCUACAAGGCCUGACUCCCUCAUGGUGCCUUGGAGGGGGGGGUGGCGUAUUGGCCUGGGGGCAAGUACUAAACCCCACACAGAACUGUAUACAACAGGGUUGACCAGGGCCCUGGCACCGCUCCCCCACCCCUUCCCACCAGCUGCUGCUAGCCCUUUGUGGUUGUGCACCCCUCUUGGCCCCACUCGGGCUAACACCCUUCAUCCGAUGGUGCUAAACCCCGGCUCUCCCAGCCCCGCCCCACCCACCCAGAGAAGCACAGGCCCCGCCAGGGGCAGGGGCCCACUGCACACCCUUGUCCCCCGUCUCCUUCCAGGCUCAGCCAGUGAGGCUUAGAAGGGGCACAAAAAGGGGACAGAGAAAAGAGCAACAAAGAGAACUUGUUCCUCCCACUCCCUUCCCUGAUGCCAGGGGCACCAAGACUGAUUCUGAGGCACAAAUAAAAGAAGCUUCAAAGGGA